Messenger RNA from Coprinopsis cinerea okayama7#130, 1767 nucleotides. RefSeq lists its product as hypothetical. Bases 1 to 1767 code for a protein of 588 amino acids. NCBI's taxonomy places the organism in Eukaryota, Fungi, Basidiomycota, Agaricomycetes, Agaricales, Psathyrellaceae. The record is from RefSeq and is a predicted model, not a curated record. The transcript has a single exon.
AUGGAUUCCGCCAACCUCCCCGAGCGCCUGCGCGAGCUGUUCCAUUCGAAUGAACCCCUGAGCGACGAGGACAUCCACCAAACCCAGCGCGUACGGCAUGAGCGCCAAAGCAGCAUCGAAAACCUCCGAUCCAAACUCGCAGACAUUGAAGCCCAAAUCCGAGAGAUGCGAAAGCAAAAGGGACAAUUGAUGAACGAGAUUGCGCAGAGGAAGAAGGAUAUCCGAGCAUGCGACAUGCUCCUCUCGCACGCGCGUUUCCUCCCUGCCGAAAUACUCCAGCUGAUAUUUCUAUACGCUCUACCAACGGAGGUAUCGCAGCGUCACCAGCACUGGGCGUCCAAGUACGUCGACAACGCUCCCAUCUCCCUCACUCAAGUCUGCAGGCACUGGAGACAAGUGGCAUUGGGAACACCUGAGCUAUGGACUUUGUUCUCCCUCCGAACGUUCAAAACAUCGAUGCUUCAGGUCCGAGGUGAUGCCUUUGAGAGGAUGGUAAAGGACUACUUCAGUCGAGCAGGCGACCUUCCCAAGUCCAUCGACUUCCACUACGGCCUGGGGUUCACGCCGUCCCAUAUGAACACUCUCCUGCCAUGUCUAUUCAACUCUGUAUUGGUGGAGAACCUCACACUGAGCUCCCCUCACCUCCUCGACACUAACAACGCCUUGAACGCGUACAAUAGGAACGGGCGACUUACGAAACGUCUAACGAACCUAAAGUCGCUCGUCCUCCGCGAGACAGCUUCAGCGAACCGAGAAUCAACGUUCACGAUGCCCUUCCCUUCCAACCAGCGCGUCCUUUCCAACCUCACCCAACUCCGCCGAGUAGAGAUAGAACAUAGCCGGAGUGCGGACCUUUGGGCACCUGCACUCUUCGAUUUCGACAUCGACGCCGACCGUCAAGGACUACCUCUACCGUGGAAUCAACUCACCCACCUCUCCAUCGUACCCUGGAUCACAUACGAAACUUGGUCCCAGAUGUUCAAAUCAUGUACUUCUCUUGUACGCGGAACGUUUUACAUCGUCGAUGGCGGCGAAACCGACGAUACGGGGACCAACCUUAUCCCCCUCCUCCCCCACUCCAAUCUGAUCGACCUAACUCUAAUCCAAAAACACUUCACAAGCGAACCUUUUGUAUUCGAAGCAUACAACUUCCCCUCGCUUAUUAGUCUCCGUCUCGGCGCGUACAACCAACCACACACAGCCAAAGCAUUCGACUGGUCCAGGAUCCGCACCCAAAUCUUCAACCUCACCACUCUCUCAUUGUACCACCUCACAUGGGAGAUGGCGGUGUCCGAGAUUGUCCAACUCUUUCUUGCCACUCCGAAUUUACUCUCCCUGGCGAUGGGGGUCUCGACCGACUACAACGCGGUUUUUGAGCACUUCCAAAUCGACUGGAACGGCCAUGCGCUCCUCCCAAAACUGAAAGAACUGACACUCGAUUGCGUCGAUGCACGGUACAAGGACCUCGAGGAUGAUACUUUGGCUGGGACGACGACGUCCCGCUCCGAGUCUUCGAGGUUCCUCAGCCUCACUGCGGAUGGGUUCUCCGAGAUGGUCAAAGACCGAUGGAGACCGGUAGAGGAAAUUGCACAGAUAGAGCGUGUAUCGCUGUUCCUUCCACGAACACACGAACCGAUGCUCGAGGCUGUGCGACACUCCCUUCGGCGAGAGGUGAAGGAAGGCCUGCACCUAACCGUCCAAGUAUCCGAGAGACCACAAUGGGACGAUCCCCUCCUCGGAGGCUUGACUCACUGGGACGACAUGUAG